This is a messenger RNA of Mauremys mutica (yellowpond turtle), 2417 nucleotides long. It is a transcript of the gene GRWD1, whose product is annotated as glutamate rich WD repeat containing 1. Bases 1 to 1314 code for a protein of 437 amino acids. NCBI's taxonomy places the organism in Eukaryota, Metazoa, Chordata, Testudines, Geoemydidae. The transcript has 8 exons. Gene Ontology annotation, molecular function: protein binding. The record is from RefSeq and is a predicted model, not a curated record.
AUGGCGUCGCGCAGCCUGAGGGCGGAAGGGCAGGGGCAGGGGCAGGGGCAGGGGGCCCCCCCGCGGCGGGUCUAUCUGCCGGGCCGGGGCCCCCCGCCGGGGCCGGGCGAGGAGCUGGUGAUGGACGAGGAGGCCUAUGUGCUGUACCACCGGGCGGGCACCGGCGCCCCUUGUCUGAGUUUCGACGUGGUGCCCGACCCGCCGGGCCAGGAGCUCGGCCGCUUCCCGCUCAGCCUGCGGCUCUGCGCCGGCACCCAGGCUGAGAGUGCCCAGGCCAACAGGCUGCUGGUGAUGAAGAUGCACAAUCUGCACCGCACGGGAGCGGGGGCCGUGGGCGCUGAGGAUAGUGACAGCGACGAGGACGACGAGGAGGAGGAGAAGAAGCCCCAGCUGGAGCUCGCCAUGAUCCCCCACUACGGGGGCAUCAACCGUGUCCGGGUCACCCAGCUGGGCGGGACGCAGGUGGCUGCCGUCUGGUCAGAGAAAGGGCAGGUGGAGAUCUACGACCUGCAGCGCCCCCUGGUGGCCAUCUCGGACCCUCAGGCCAUGGCCACCUUCCUGCGGGAGGAGCAGGCCAAAAUCAAACCCCUCUUCUCCUUUGCCGGACACAUGACUGAGGGCUUUGCCAUGGACUGGUCCCCCAUGGUGCCCGGCCGUCUCGUGACUGGUGACUCAAACAAGAACAUUCACCUGUGGAGCCCCAAGGCGGACGGGACAUGGCACGUGGACCAGCGCCCCUUCACCGCCCACACCGCCUCCGUGGAGGACCUGCAGUGGUCACCGACAGAAGCUACAGUGUUCGCCUCAUGCUCAGCGGACGGGUCCAUCCGGGUGUGGGACGUGCGGGCGGCGCCGGGCCGGGCCUGCAUGCUGACGGCCAGCCAGGCCCACGCCAGCGACGUCAACGUCAUCAGCUGGAACCGCCACGAGCCCUUCCUCCUCAGCGGGGGGGACGACGGGGCCCUGCGCGUCUGGGACCUGCGCCUCUUCCAGACAGGCACCAGCGUGGCGACCUUCAAGCAGCACACGGCGCCCGUCACCUCGGUGGAGUGGCACCCCACGGACGGGGGGGUGUUCGCAGCCGCUGGUGCGGACGACCAGGUGACCCAGUGGGACCUGGCAGUGGAGCGGGACCAGGAGGGAGAGGGGGAGAGUGAGGAUGACCCGGCCCUGGCCUCCAUCCCCCCCCAGCUGCUCUUCGUGCACCAGGGAGAGACCGACAUCAAGGAGCUGCACUGGCACCCGCAGUGCCCGGGGGUCCUGAUCACCACCGCCCUGUCCGGCUUCACCGUCUUCCGCACCAUCAGUGUCUGACGGGGCAGAGCCUGGUGGGGGGCGAUGAGUCUGGCUUGGGGGGAGCCUCCCCUUUGCAGAUGGACCAUUCCAGCUGUCUGCUGCUUCCAUUGCACAGAAAGGGGAGAAAGCUGGGGGGGGGGGGGGGGGAGUUGGUCUGCUCCAUGUAGUGGCUGCUACCAUUGCACAGGCAAGAAGGGGAUCCCAAGAUGAGCCUCAACACAAACUUUCCCCCUCCUUGCUCCAUGCAGGUGGACUGUUCCAGUUAGUGGCUACUACCAUUGCAUGAAAUGGGGUGGGGAGACAAUGCUUCCACAUCUGGUGUUAUCCACCCUCUCCUUACACAUGGACUAUUCCAACUGCUACCAUUGGUCAGAAUUUGGGGGUUGGUGUCUGGACCUGGACCCUUUCAUUCUGCAUUGGGGGGGGGGGUCAUGCCUCCAGACAAUGCACUGUUCUGCAGCUUGUUUUGGGGAGCUACCAUCUAAUGUGGAUAUGGGGGGGGGGCUGAUUUCAAGCUAAUUUCCCCCUCAAUUGUACAUGGUUUGGUCUGAAUUUGGUUCCUACUACUUGGGAUGGGGGGGAUUACCACCCCCAUUCUAUUGUGAGAGGUGGAUUCUUCCGGAGGCUACCAAUUCUGCAUGGGUGGGGGGGGGGAAGAGUUGGUUCACUCCAAAUAUAUUUUGGGUGCUGCCGCCAUACACUGAUGGGGGUGGAGAGCUAGCUCCCAGGGGGUGCACAAAUCCCUGGGGUUGGGGGGAUGGGAGACAGGCCCCCAAAUGCAGAGAGGGGGCAGGUGAAAACUUACAUCCAUUGUCGGGGGGAGGGGUCGCAGACAGGCCCCUCCCACUUUAACCCCAGAUUGGGGGCAGGGCCCACUAUCUCCCCCACUCCUCCCUAUGGAUGCCUCUGGGCAGGGAGGGGGCCCUGCCUGCAAAUGGGGGGGGGGGCGGGUUAGUACAUACUAUCUAUUUUCUGGCAAGUUCAGUUUUAAUUAAAAAAAGUUCAUAACCUACUGGAGUUUGGUCAGUCUGGGGGCGAACCCACCUCCCAACUUGGACUGUGCCCUCCCGACCCACAGCCCCUCCUUAUUGGUGCCCUACCCCACCCCCCGCCAGUGCCCC